Molecule: messenger RNA, 2794 nt
Organism: Populus nigra (black poplar)
Lineage: Eukaryota; Viridiplantae; Streptophyta; Magnoliopsida; Malpighiales; Salicaceae
Exons: 3
Coding region: 1904-2686 (260 amino acids)
Molecular function (GO): S-adenosylmethionine-dependent methyltransferase activity
Source: RefSeq, a predicted model, not a curated record
AUAUAAAAACAACUACAAGGCUGUUGCGUUUUGCGUUUUGUGUUUCUCCUUCUCUCCAUCCUUCCACUUUUAAAAACGACACCAACCUCCGCCAUGAGCACCACCGCAACAACCGUCAGAACCGCCGCUGCAAUGAGACCACCACCGCCUGCCUCUGCAACCACAACCAUCCUAGAAAACCCCACCCAACAACAACCACAAACCCUAACUUUGCGAUUAAAUCGACCGAAAAAGAAAGUUUCGUGGAAAGAAGGCACCGUAGACAACGAGUUUAUGCAAAAAAAAAGUUCCAAAAUUUGCUGUAUAUUUCACAAGGAGAAGCCCUUCGAUGAGGAUGACAGCGAUGACGAUGAUUGCAAUCACGAUCAUCAUCAUCACGAUCAUAAAUCCGACGGUGCUUGUUCUUCCUCUCAAAAAAACGGCGGUGAUUGAUUGCAGUUUUUGUUUGUUAUUGAAAUGUAGAAAAGGAGUUUUUCUUUUUUUAGGCUAUUGUUGUGUUGGGUUUAAGAAGAAAUUGAGAAAUCUUAAUUUUUCCUGUCCAUGGUGAAGUGGGUGGUGUGUUUGGCUAUUCUCAAUAUGAAUUUUCUUAUUAAUGAAUGAGAAUCUUAAUUUGGCUAAUAUAAUUUCUUUGUUAUUUUUGUGGGUUUUUGAUAGAUCUACCCCGCAUUGUUCUUGAUGAAUGGAUUUUGAUACAUAGAAAUAGUGCUCGAUGAAAAUCUUCACGGAGCAAUUGAGGCUCUGUUCGCCGGAUAUUGAUGAAUACAGCAGUGCAGUGAUGGGGGGUGGGUAUGAGUUAAUGCUGCAUAGAUUAUUGAAGAGGAACAAAUUGGGGGGGUACACUUCCAUCUAGAGGUGAUGGUGGUUGUGUGGGCAGCUCGCAGGCAUUUGAAUUACACCUGCCUAAGUAGAAGCCAUUUAUUGCACAAGCUGUAGAUUCAUCUGUAGUUUCAUGUCAUAGUUUGAUGUUUUUUAAAAUGUUUUUUUAUUAUUAAAAAUUAUAUUUUUUAUUUUUUAAAAUUAAUUUUUUAUAUUAACAUAUUAAAAUAAUUCAAAGACAUAAAAAAAUUAAUUUAAAACUAAAAAAAGUUAAAAAGUUUUAAAAAUACAAUUGAGUCUUAGAUAUUUAAGAAUAUGGUAAUAAUUUUUUUUUAAAUGUUUUUUAAAAAAUAUAUAUUAAAAUAAUAUUAAUUUUUUAUAAAAUUUAUUUUUAAUAUUAGUAUAUUAAAAUGAUAUACGGUUACUGCAAUACUAUAUAUAAAAGAUCCUGUCAUGUAAUACAGCAAAAAAGAACUACAGGUAUCCAUCGCAACUUGACUAUCAGUCUACUUAAAAAAAAAAAAAACACUUGUGACUAUUGGACGGAAAAACAUCUCGAGUAACCUGAUCUUUAGUAGCAGCGAUGAUUCUUGGAAGAGAGGUCAACUUGGCCAUCCUUAAAUCACAAGAUCUCUGAUUAAAGCUAAAAUAUUUUCUUUGUUUUCGCACAUUAGAGGGUUGCUGUCACCUUUUCUUUUCCCUGAAUAUGAUUAAUUUAUAGGGUACAACAAGAAGUAGACAUGCUACUUUUUUUCUAAUCACCAAAAUUGCGAGUCGCUCUCUUGCACAGAUUAAUUUGGCCUCCUUGUUCCUUGUUUUUGCACGUUUGAGGGUUGCUGUCACCUUCUCUUUUCCCUGAAUAUGAUUAAUCCUGCUUAAUACGUAAAGAAUCCCGCUUGUUUAUAGGGUACAACAAGAAGUAGACAUGCUACUCUUGUUAUAGUCCUCCAAAUUGCAGGUCGCUCUCCUGCAUAAUUUAAUUUGGUCUCCUUGUAAACUCAGAAUGCAUGGCAUGAUAUAUACAUCCUUCACUCGGUCUUCGAAACAUUAACAGGCACAUAUUCUAUCAGACUUCACAAGAUUUAACAUGGCAGGUUUGUUUGACAAUCAGGCAGCUAUAUAUGUGGAUGUAAGGCCAAGAUAUCCAAGCGAAUGGUUCUCAAUGUUGGCUGCUCUCACCCCUGACAACUCUUUAGCUUGGGAUGUUGGCACUGGCAAUGGUCAAGCGGCUGUCGGUGUUGCUGAACACUACAAGCAAGUGAUAGCAACUGACAUAAGUGAAGAGCAAUUAAAGCAUGCCAUACCACAUCCCCAUGUUCAUUACUUGCAUACCCCGUUAAUGAUGUCUGAUGAUGAAUUAGUUCAUUUACUUGGAGGUGAGAAUUCGGUUGAUCUCAUUACUGUGGCUUCAGCUGUGCAUUGGUUUGAUCUAGAAAAGUUCUAUCCAAUCGUCAAGCGCGUUCUUAGAAAGCCAGGAGGCAUAUUUGCUGUUUGGUGCUACUCGAGAAUCAAGUUUAGCCCAGAAAUUGAUGUUCUCUUAGCGGUCCACUUCGAGAGAACCUUUCCUUUUCAAAACCCUAAUUUCAAGCAUGCAUUAGAGUGUUACAAGACGCUUCCAUUUCCUUUUGAAAGUGUAGGUGUUGGAUGUGAGGGUCAGCCGCUGGAACUGGACAUGGAAAAGAAGAUGUCGUUUCAGGGACUCUUGAAGUUUUUCAGGUCAUUGUCAGCAUUCAAUACAGCCAAGGGACAAGGUGUGGAUUUAUUGUCUGACGAGGUUGUUCAGGAACUUGAGAGUGCAUGGGGUGGGCCUGAAGUGGUUAGAACUGUUAUCUAUACGACAUAUAUGCUUGCAGGGAAAGUAAAGCUCUAAUUAAUUAGUGAAAAUGAUGAAUACAGUAAUGUUACUCCCUUCAGAGGUUUGAAGUUCGAGCUUCAUUGUACUUCAAUUCUUGUUUAACAUAAAAUAAUUGAAUAACAA